This is a messenger RNA of Centropristis striata (black sea bass), 14274 nucleotides long. It is a transcript of the gene nf1a, whose product is annotated as neurofibromin 1a. The coding region runs from base 249 to 8585 and encodes 2778 amino acids. Gene Ontology annotation, biological process: regulation of GTPase activity. The transcript is spliced from 56 exons. The record is from RefSeq and is a predicted model, not a curated record. NCBI's taxonomy places the organism in Eukaryota, Metazoa, Chordata, Actinopteri, Perciformes, Serranidae.
UGAGGUACUGAAAUCAGGCACAGAUAAAUUUAACAUGAAUUUGUAUUUGGUUGCAAGUGAUGGUUCUUCACGUUACCACUUGCUCAGUACGAAAAAUGUUUGAAUUUGUAUAUUUUAUAUUGCAAAUCCUCUCAUACAUAAAGGCUCAGCCAUCAACUUAAUCAUCAACUUAUCAUGUUCAGUAUGCAUAAUUAUGAAUUCUACAGUAUGUGAUGAUUGCUGCAUUAUGAAAAUAACAAAGUUGUUACAUGAUACUAAGAAUUGGACUGUGUGUUACCUUCAUCAUCAUCCUCUCUUGUCUUUUCCCUCAGCUUCCCAUUAAAGUUGGACACCAGAACACCCACACCAAAGUCAGCACAGAGCACAACAAGGAAUGUUUGAUCAACAUCUCCAAGUACAAGUUCUCCCUUGUCAUCAGUGGCCUCACCACCAUCCUCAAAAAUGUCAACAACAUGCGGAUAUUUGGAGAAGCUUCUGAGAAGAACCUCUACCUCUCCCAGCUCAUCAUCCUGGACACCCUGGAGAAGUGCCUGGCUGGGCAAUCCAAGGACUGCUUGCGUUUGGAUGAGACCAUGCUUGUCAAACAGCUGCUGCCAGAGAUCUGCCAUUUCAUCCAUACAUACCGCGAGGGUCAUCAGCACGCCGCUGAGCUCCGGGCCUCAGCUUCAGCCGUCCUCUUCUCUCUGAGCUGCAACAACUUUAACGCCGUCUUCAGCCGCAUCGCCACCAGACUACAGGAGCUGACGGUGUGCUCCGAAGACAAUGUGGAUGUUCAUGACAUAGAGCUGAUGCAGUACAUCAACGUGGACUGCUCCAAGCUGAAGAGGCUGUUACAAGAAACUGUGUUGAAGUUCAGAGCUCUCAAGAAGCCAGCCCAGCUAGCAGUCAUCAACAGUUUAGAGAAGGCAUUUUGGAACUGGGUGGAGAAUUACCCAGAUGAGUUCACCAUGCUUUACCAGCGACCACAGACAGAUAUGGCAGAUGCUGCAGAGAAGUUGUUUGACCUGGUGGACAGCUUCGCGGAGAGCGCUAAGAGGAAGGCUGCUGUGUGGCCUCUGCAAAUCAUCCUCCUCAUCCUCUGUCCAGAGAUCACACAAACCAUCUCCAAAGACACUGUGGAAGACAGCAAGACCAACAAGAAACUGUUCCUGGACAGUUUGAGGAAAGCUUUAGCAGGUCAGGGUGGCAGCAAGCAGCUAAUGGAGAGCGCUGCCAUCGCCUGCGUCAAACUGUGUAAAGCCUCUACCUACAUCAACUGGGAAGAUCACUCAACCAUAUUCCUCUUGGUCCAGUCCAUUGUCAUGGAUCUCAAGGCUCUACUGUUCAACCCAGCCAAACCCUUCUGGAGGGGGGCGGGCAGCCAGAACGCUGACGUGGAGCUCAUGAUGGACUGCUUCGUAUCCUGUUUCCGUAUUAAUCCUCACAACAACCAGCACUUUAAGGUCUGUUUGGCCGCCUCCUCCCCCUCCACGUUUCACUUUGUUCUGGUCAACUCUUUGCACAGAAUUAUCACCAAUUCUCAUCUGGACUGGUGGCCUAAGAUUGACGCAGUGUACUGCUACUCUGGAGAGCUCCGCUUUAUGUUCUCAGACACCCUCAACCAAGUAAUCAAAGGCGCUGGCACCCACGCUCCACUCCGCAUGACACCGAGUCUGACAUUCAAAGGGAAGAUGACCACCAGCCUUAAGUUUAAAGAGAAAGCCACAGAACUGGACACUCGAAGUUACAAGUGCCUCCUUCUCGCUCUUGUCAAACUCAUCCACGCCGACCCCAAACUCAUGUUGCAUAACCCAGUGAAGCAAGCUCCAGAGGUGCAGAGCAGCACAGCAGAGCUCAUCACUGGCCUGGUGCAGCUAGUGCCUCUAACUAACACCACCCAGCUGUCACAAGAAGCCAUGGAGGCUCUGUUAGUUCUGCACCAGCCAGAGACCAUAGAGCUGUGGAAUCCUGAUGGCCCCAUAGAGACGUUUUGGGACAUCAGUUCACAGGUGCUGUUCCUUAUCUGCCGCAAACUGAUUGGCCAGCAAAUGGUUAACGGGACAGAAGUUCUCAAAUGGCUGAGGGAGAUCCUCAUCUGCAGGAACAAGUUUCUGCUCAAGAAUAAGGAGUGUGCCACUAUGGGUGGUGGGAUCCCAAUCUGCCGGCAAGCGCAGACAAAGUUGGAGGUGUCUCUAUACAUGUUCCUGUGGAGUCCCGAUACAGAGGCGGUGCUAGUGGCCAUGUCGUGUUUCCGCCACCUCUGUGAGGAGGCUGACAUCCGCAGCGCUGCUGACGAGGUGCCCGUCCAGAACAUCCUGCCCAACUACGCCACCUUCAGUGAACUUGCCUCUGUCAGCAACAUGAUGGGAACGGGCCGGUCCACGUUGCAGAAGAGGGUAAUGGCCCUGCUGAGGAGGAUAGAGCACCCCACACCAGGAAACAUUGAGGCUUGGGAAGACACGUAUGCCAAAUGGGACCAGGUCACCAAACAGAUUCUCAACUUCCCUAAAAACAAGGCAGAUGAUGGACAGGAGUGGAUCAACAUGACCGGCUUCCUGUGUGCUCUGGGCGGUGUGUGUCUCCAGCAGCGCAGCACCCCUGGGCCAGCUACCUACAGCCCACCUAUGGGCCCCAUGAGCGAGCGCAAACACUCCAUGAUCUCCAUGGGUCCCUGCGACGUGUCCAACCCCGUGGCCACGGCCUCCGCCUGCUCCUCAGCUCUAUCGGCCUCCAGCGAGGCGCCCGUCAGCCGCUUCAUAGACCGGCUGCUGGGCCUGCUGGUCUGUGGCCACGACAGGGUAGGCCUCCAUGUUCGCACUAACGUCAAAGACCUGCUAGGGCUGGAGCUAAGCCCCGCCCUCUACCCCAUGCUCUUCAACAAGCUGAGGAACAGCAUCGGCAAGUUCUUUGACACACAGGGACCGGUUCCUAUCAAUGACACUAACACCCAGUUUGUGGAGCAAACCAUAGCCAUCAUGAAGAACCUCUUGGAUAAUCACACAGAGGGUAGCUCUGAACAUCUGGGACAGGCCAGCAUCGAGACGAUGAUGCUCAACCUGGUCAGGUAUGUGCGCAUCCUAGGGAACGUGGUCCACGCGAUACAGAUCAAAACCAAGCUGUGCCAGCUGGUGGAAGUAAUGAUGGAGAGACGAGAUGACCUGUCCUUCUGCCAGGAGAUGAAGUUCAGGAACAAGAUGGUGGAGUACCUGACUGACUGGGUGAUGGGAACCUCCAAUCAAGCUGCUGAUGAUGACAUCAAGUGUCUGACAAGGGACCUGGACCAGGCCAGUAUGGAGGCAGUAGUGUCUCUGCUAGCUGGUCUUCCUCUUCAGCCAGAGGAGGGAGAUGGAGUAGAACUGAUGGAGGCCAAAUCUCAACUCUUCCUCAAGUACUUCACCCUGUUCAUGAACCUGCUGAAUGACUGCAGCGAGGUGGAGGAUGAAGGUCAGGCAGUUGGAGGCCGAAAGAGAGGAAUGUCCCGCCGCCUGGCAUCCCUCCGCCACUGCACCGUCCUGGCCAUGUCCAACCUGCUCAACGCUAACGUAGAUAGUGGCCUCAUGCACUCCAUCGGUCUAGGCUACCACAAGGAUCUGCAGACUCGAGCCACCUUCAUGGAAGUGCUGACUAAGAUCCUGCAGCAGGGAACAGAGUUCGACACCCUGGCAGAGACCGUUCUGGCUGACCGAUUUGAGAGGCUGGUAGAACUGGUCACGAUGAUGGGAGACCAGGGAGAGCUGCCAAUCGCUAUGGCACUGGCUAAUGUGGUUCCUGGGUCCCAGUGGGACGAGCUAGCCCGAGUUCUGGUGACGCUGUUUGACUCGCGCCACCUCCUCUACCAGCUGCUGUGGAACAUGUUCUCUAAAGAAGUGGAGCUGGCCGACUCCAUGCAGACUCUCUUCAGAGGAAACAGCCUGGCCAGCAAAAUAAUGACAUUUUGUUUUAAGGUAUAUGGGGCAGCAUAUCUACAGAAGCUCCUGGAGCCUUUACUAAGAGGGGUCAUCACAACCCCUGAACAGAUCAGUUUUGAGGUGGACCCCACCAGACUGGCAGAAGGUGAGAAUCUGGAGGAGAACCAGAGGAAUCUGCUGCAGAUCACCGAGCGGUUCUUCCAAGCCAUCAUCGGUUCGUCCAGCGAGUUCCCCCCACAGCUCCGCAGUGUCUGCCACUGUCUCUACCAGGCUACUUGCCACUCUCUACUGAAUAAAGCAACAGUAAAAGAAAAAAAGGAAAACAAAAAAGCAGUGGUGAGUCAGCGUUUCCCACAGAACAGCAUUGGUGCGGUGGGCAGUGCCAUGUUUCUGCGAUUCGUCAACCCGGCUAUUGUGUCUCCAUAUGAGACCGGCAUCUUGGACAAGAAGCCCCUACCCAGGAUAGAGCGGGGUCUCAAACUCAUGUCCAAGAUUCUUCAGAGCAUUGCAAACCAUGUCUUGUUUACAAAAGAAGAACACAUGAGGCCUUUUAAUGACUUUGUGAAGAGCAACUUUGAUUCAGCCAGAAGGUUUUUCUUGGACAUAGCGUCUGACUCUCCGCCCAGCGACACCGUAAACCACAGUCUAUCCUUUAUCAGCGAUGGUAAUGUGCUGGCCCUCCACCGCCUGCUGUGGAACAAUCAAGAGAGGAUCGGCCAGUACCUCUCGAGUAACAGAGACCACAAGGCCGUAGGCAGGCGACCUUUUGACAAGAUGGCUACCCUGCUAGCUUACCUGGGACCUCCCGAACACAAACCUGUGGCCGACACUCAUUGGUCCAGUCUCAACCUGACCAGCUCCAAGUUUGAGGAGUUCAUGACCAGGCACCAGGUCCAUGAGAAGGAGGAGUUCAAAGCAUUGAAGACCCUCAACAUUUUCUACCAGGCGGGAACCUCCAAAACUGCCAACCCAGUGUUCUACUAUGUGGCCCGCAGGUUCAAAACUGGCCAGAUCAAUGGUGACUUGCUUAUCUACCACGUCCUCCUCACUCUCAAACCCUACUAUGCUAAGCCCUAUGAGAUAGUAGUAGAUUUGACACAUGUGGGACCCAGCAAUCGUUUCAAGACGGACUUCCUAUCCAAAUGGUUUGUGGUCUUUCCUGGCUUUGCCUACGAGAAUGUAGCAGCUGUCUAUGUCUACAACUGCAACACCUGGGUGAGGGAGUACACCAAGUACCAUGAGCGUCUGCUGACGGGCCUGAAGGGCAGCAAGCGGCUCCAGUUCAUUGACUCUCCAGCUAAGCUGGCCGAGCACAUUGAACCUGACCAACAGAAGCUACCUGCAGCCACACUGACCCUGGAGGAAGACCUUAAAGUGUUCCAUAAUGCCCUCAAGCUGGCCCAUAAAGACACCAAGGUCUCAAUAAAGGUGGGCUCGACAGCAGUUCAGGUGACCUCAGCUGAGAGAACUCGUGUCCUGGGCCAGCCCGUGUUCCUCAAUGAUGUCUACUAUGCCUCAGAGAUUGAGGAGAUUUGCCUGGUGGAUGAGAGCCAGUUCACCCUCACCAUGGCCAACCAGGGCACACCGCUGACGUUCAUGCACCAAGAGUGCGACGCCAUCGUCCAGUCCAUCAUCCAUAUCCGGACACGCUGGGAGCUGUCCCAGCCAGACUCCAUCCCACAGCACACCAAGAUUCGACCAAAAGAUGUUCCUGGCACUCUACUCAACAUCGCCCUGUUGAACCUGGGCAGCUCUGACCCCAGCCUCAGGUCUGCAGCAUACAAUCUAUUGUGUGCUUUGACCUGCACCUUUAACCUAAAGAUAGAAGGCCAGCUACUGGAGACGUCAGGGCUCUGCAUCCCAGCCAACAACACCCUCUUCAUUGUCUCCAUCAGCAAGACUUUGGCCGCCAAUGAGCCCCAUCUGACACUGGAGUUUCUAGAGGAGUGCAUCUCAGGCUUCAGCAAGUCCAGUAUUGAGCUGAAACAUCUCUGCCUGGAGUACAUGACACCCUGGCUGCUUAACCUGGUUCGCUUCUGUAAGCACAACGACGACGCCAAGCGGCAGCGUGUCACUGCCAUUUUGGACAAACUCAUCACCAUGACGAUCAAUGAAAAGCAGAUGUAUCCCUCAAUUCAGGCCAAGAUCUGGGGCAGCCUGGGCCAGAUAACAGACCUUCUGGAUGUAGUGUUAGACAGCUUUAUUAAGACCAGUGCCACGGGAGGCCUGGGCUCCAUCAAAGCUGAGGUCAUGGCUGAUACUGCAGUGGCUCUGGCUUCAGGGAAUGUCAAACUCGUCUCCAGUAAGGUUAUUGGUCGGAUGUGUAAGAUCAUAGACAAGACCUGCCUGUCCCCAACGCCCACACUGGAGCAGCACCUCAUGUGGGAUGACAUCGCUAUCUUGGCACGCUACAUGCUCAUGCUGUCCUUCAACAACUCCCUGGAUGUUGCAGCCCACCUGCCCUAUCUGUUCCACGUGGUGACCCUGCUGGUAGCCACAGGGCCCCUGUCCCUUAGGGCCUCCACGCAUGGUUUGGUUAUCAACAUCAUCCACUCCCUGUGCACCUGCUCACAGCUCAACUUCAGUGAGGAGACAAAGCAGGUUCUGAGGCUGAGCCUGACUGAGUUCUCUCUGCCCAAGUUCUACCUGCUGUUCGGCAUUAGCAAAGUCAAGUCAGCUGCUGUCAUCGCCUUCCGCUCCAGCUACAGAGACCGCUCCUUCUCUCCAGGCUCCUACGAGAGGGAGACAUUUGCUCUGUCCUCCCUGGAGACCGUCACUGAGGCCUUACUGGAGAUCAUGGAGGCAUGUAUGAGGGACAUUCCAGCCUGCAAGUGGUUGGACCAGUGGACAGAGCUUGCACAGAAGUUUGCAUUCCAGUACAACCCAUCUCUCCAGCCCAGAGCACUGGUGGUGUUUGGCUGCAUCAGCAAGAGGGUGAGCCACUGCCAGAUCAAGCAGAUUAUCCGAAUCCUCAGCAAGGCCAGCCCUCUCCUCAGCAUAGACCGGGGUCUGGAGAGCUGUCUGAAGGGGCCGGACAAUUACAACAGCCAAGUAUUAAUAGAGGCCACAGUCAUUGCUCUGACCAAGCUGCAGCCCCUACUGAGCAAGGAGUCUCCCAUGCACAAGGCUCUGUUCUGGGUGGCAGUAGCCGUCCUGCAGCUGGAUGAAGUAAACCUGUACUCUGCUGGAACGGCCCUGCUGGAGCAGAACCUUCACACUCUGGACACAAUGCGCGUCUUCAACGAAAAGAGCCCAGAAGAGGUGUUCAUGGAGAUCAGACGUCCUUUAGAAUGGCACUGUAAGCAGAUGGAUCACUUUGUGGGCCUCAACUUUAGUGCCAACUUCAACUUUGCACUCGUGGGCCACCUACUCAAAGGCUACAGACACCCAUCACCCACCACGGUUGCAAGGACAGUACGAAUCCUGCACACACUGUUGGCACUCAUCAGCAAGCAUCUGAAAUGUGACAAGUUUGAGGUCAACACCCAGAGUGUGGCCUACCUGGCUGCUCUGCUCACUGUAUCUGAGGAGGUACGAAGUCGCUGCAGCCUCAAACACAGGAAGUCACUAUUGAUAUCUGACCUCUCCAUGGACCCAGUGCCCAUGGACACAUAUUCCAGUCACAUCACUGAUCCCAGCUGCAGAACUCUGCGAGAGACUCAGCCGUGGACGUCUCCUCAGGUUUCAGAGCGCUACCUUUCAGCCCAUCACUACCCCACAGUGGGCCAGAUCAGCCCACGAACUCGCAAGUCCAUGAGUCUGGACAUGGGUCAGCCGUCACAGGCCAACACCAAAAAGCUGUUGGGCACCAGGAAGAGCUUCGAUCAUCUCAUAUCAGACUCUAAAGCACCAAAGAGACCAGAGAUGGAGUCGGGUAUGACCACCCCUCCCAAGAUGAGGCGUGUAGCAGAGAAUGACUACGAGAUAGAGACACAAAGAAUUGGAAACUCUCACCUUCGUAAGGUGUCAGUGUCAGAGUCCAACGUGCUGCUGGAUGAGGAGGUGCUGACUGACCCAAAGAUCCAGGCUCUACUACUCACUGUGCUGGCUACCCAGGUCAAAUACACCACUGAUGACUUUGACCAGCGAAUUCUGUACGAGUACUUGGCCGAAGCUAGUGUAGUCUUCCCCAGGGUUUUCCCAGUUGUCCACAACCUGCUAGACUCCAAGAUCAACACUGUGCUGUCCAUGUGCCAGGACACCAACCUCCUGAAUCCAGUCCACGGCAUCGUCCAGAGUGUGGUGUACCAUGAGGAGUCCCCCCCACAGUACCAGCCCUCCUAUUUACAAAGCUUUGGCUUUAAUGGACUUUGGAGGUUUGCUGGACCCUUCUCAAAGCAAACACAGAUCCCGGACUAUGCCGAGCUGAUUGUCAAGUUUCUGGAGGCCUUGAUUGACAGCUACCUGCCAGCGGCAGAUGAGGAGCGAGGGGAGGAGCAGCUGAGGACGCCCACCUCCCCCUACCCCCCCACCAGCCAGUGCCAGCUCAGCAUCACUGCCAACCUCAACCUGUCCAACUCCAUGACCUCGCUGGCCACCUCACAGCACUCACCAGGUGUGGAUAAGGAGAACGUCCAGCUGUCCCCCAGCUCUGUGUUGUCCAGCGGGGGGCGCACUCGCCACGGUUCAGCCAGUCAGGUCCAGAAGCAGCGGAGCGCCGGCAGCUUCAAGAGACCCAGCAUCAAGAAAAUCGUCUGAGCCGGAGAACAUCCAGACCUUCCCCCUCCACCUUUUAUUUCCUCCUCAUUCAUGGCUGUUGCUCUGGAAGGAGAACAAAUGAUUUUCGGUUUUGCAUCGAGGAGGAACAUUUUCAAGGGCAAACUUGAAUUCCCUGCUGCUUGAGAUUUCUUUCAGAUCUUUCAUUUCUGACGAACACUUCCUGUUCUCCUCUUGAGUCCGUGUUUAAGCUCUUCUUUACAGAUGUUCAGCAGCAGUUGGAAUCUCCUGCAGCGGCAGAGGUCACACGUUUGAAACUAUAGGGAGAGAAAUCCCUCUAAGCCUGAUGGGAAUAUAGUCCAAACACCGAGCUUUAGUUUGUAUAUGAACUGUGACAUUUCCCAUUUGACACAGGAAGGAACCAGAAACUGGAAUUCUGUCUUCAAGCUGAAGUUUGAUCUGAAACACGUCCCUUGGCCUUCCUUAUGACUAAACACUCCUGGGUUAGUGAGAUUGACCAAAUGACAGCAGCAGUGGGGUGGUGGAUCUGUGAGACAGGACCUUCACUCUCGACCUGCUCGGACAUCUCAGCUCACCUCUCCCCAUCCUGUACAUAGUUUAAAUAGAUUAUGUAUAACUAGUCCCUAGUGCGAAUUUAGAUGUUGACGUUUUCUCCAUGGUGUGCCUUUGUCAGGGUUUUUCAAUGUGUACAAUUUGUAAAGUAAAAGUCAAACCUUGCUGGGGACAAAGAACAGGUACUAAUUAUGGAGGCGAGCCGCCAUAUCACCACAAGUUCACACAAGCUGCGUCAUGACGGGUCUCUAAUGAUCGUCAAAUAUACAAUCAUCCAUAUACCCUGUUGCCUGAAAGUAUUUAUCCUGUACAGCUAGAUAGUGCUUCACAAAUCUGCUUUUCAAAACUCUUUCAAAAAAAUCUUCUUUUCAAACACUUUCAUUGUAUCAAGAGGAAGAUUGCAAAACACUAGGGGAAAUGUAACUGUAAAUAGCUCCAAGCUUUUCUUUCUGUUCGUUCGUUCGUUUUUUGUAUGUUUCGCUUUUAUUUAGCUGUUUGUCUGUUAUUUAAGUAUGAACUGUAUUUUCAGCAGCGUAGCAGCAUUUUUUUUAUGCUGCACACAGUGACAAGGAAAAUUGUGUGAUAGGCAAUAAUCCUCAACUCUGAAACUGCAAUAUGAUGCCAACUCCUGAGUUGCUUGUUAACAUCGAGAUUUAGCUCUUAUCGAUUACCUCCAGUAACCAUUUGAAUAGAGAAGAGGCAGUGGACAAUGUGAUGUUUAAUCCCAUCAAACACACACACCUCCAUUAGUUUUACCUCAACAGUCUGAGCUGGUCCCACAGCCAUCACAGGUUUGUCCUGUGGGCUCUUCAAAGGAAAAUCCACCCUAAAAGAGGCUUUGACGCAUAUUAUACCAUUUGAAAGUUUGCUCUUAAAACUUAUGAAAGCUUUAAAAGCAAAAAUCUUUCCCUUUCUUGCUUGAUAUUCAGUUCCUCAACAGUCAGGAAUCUCCGUUGUUGCAUUCUGCCCCAUUUUUUGCUGUUGUAAUACAUGCAGAAUGUGGCUUGGCAUCCUGGAAAAGGCAGAAUAUGUUGCUCCAAAACCUAUGUGUACCUUUCAGCAUUAUUAUUAUUUUUAUUUUUUUACAGUUGUGACAGUUACCUGUGCUAACAGCCCCCCAUACCAUCACAGAUGCUGGAUUUUAAACAUUGCGCUGGUAACAAUCUGGAUGGUCUUUUCCUCUGUAGGCCAGAAGACACUGUCCAUGAUUUCCAAACACAAUUUCAAACGUGGUUUUACCAGACCGUCUCCGAUAAGCUCGGGCCCAGCCAAGUCAGCUGCAUUUCUGGAUGUUAUUGAAACAUGGCAUUCACUAUGCAUCGUCCAGUCUUAUUUGCAUUUGUAGAUGCAGCGACAGUUGUUUUCCGAAGUUUUUCCGAGCCCAUGUGCUAAUGUCCUUUAUACAGUCAUGUCGGGUUUUCAUGUAGUGCUACCUGAAGGUUCGGAGGUCACAUUACCCAUGCUGGUUUUUGGCCUUGCCCCUUAUUUGCAGAGAUAUUUCCAAAUUCUCUGAAUCUUGAUGUUAUGGAUUGUAGUUGGUGAACUCUAAAACUGUUGGAUUAUCUGCCCACACAGUUUUUCAAAAAGUACACAGUGGUCGUCCUCACUCCAUUGUCGCUUGUGAACAACUCAGACUUUCAAGGAUGCUACUUUUCAUUCCCAAUCAUGAUACUGUCACCUGAUAUAUACACUGAUGAUGCAUUAAUGUGUCCAUCAGUGGAAUGUUGGUUUUUAGAAUUCCACAUUUUGCCUCGUCCUUUGUUGCCCCUGUCCCAGCUUUUUUUAAAUGUGUUGCUGGAACCAAAUUCAGAAUAAGCAUAUAUUUACUACAAAAAGUGAAUUAGGUAAAGCAUUAACUAUAUUGUCUUUUUACAGUUUUCAAUUCAGUCCAUGUCAAAAAGGAUAAGCAAAUGAUGGCAUUCUGUUAUAUAAACGUUUUACAGUGUCCCAAUUUUUAUGGAGUCAGGGUUGUACAUAACUUCAGCCCAGGGCUGGUCACAGUACCAGAAUAAAAUGGGCCACAGCAUUAAGACUGUUAAGCCUCAUAUAAAAGCUAGUAAGAUAGCAACAACUUUUUUUUUAAACUACAAGUUUCAGACAAGAAUUAACUUUUACACUUAAAAUUCAUCUCCCAAAAGCUUUGCUGUUUGGUGUUGUAUGAGCAGAGUUAAACAAACUUUGCUUUCUAAUCAGAACACAUAUGAUAGAAGUUAACAAGACUAAGAAUCAGUCAGUAUUUGAUCUUUUACUGUAUUUGUAGCUAUAGAUGAGUUCAGUCAGUAGUAAGAAAAUAUAGAGUUCCAUACUCCAUUCUGUUGUAUUUUCUUAAUGCAGCACAGUGUCAGGGCUUUUCCAGCAUUUCUACAUUGUGAUUAAUAAUUGAAACUAUUUGACAGCUUUUAACAUAAACCAUUAACAUCCGUUUUUUGCUUUCAGUCCCUCAAACACUGAUUUCAGAUGUCCCACCUUGCAUCAUCACACACUAAACAUUUAAACAGGAUUCUUCCCCUGUAAGAUCUAGGUCUAGGUCUAGGAAAGGCUUAAAUUGGAUAUCAGUGGAAGGCCGAGACGCUUGUGGAUUCAAUGAGCCCAAUCUUAUUUUUUUGUGAUGUUAGUCCCCAUAGUGAGAAAACUUCUUGAAACUUGUCUCACUAUAUUAAAUGACUUUCUCAGCAGUUCCCAGGAGAAGUGCUCGCUAUUCAAUUGCUUAAAAAAACAAGUAUCCAAAAUGGCAAAAGUUUUUAAAAACAGAUCACAGCAUGGGGUUUGCUGUGAUCUUGCUGUAAUGAUGUAAUAUUCUAGAGAGGUUUGUACCAUUUGUAUCCAUUCUCGAUAUUAGAAAAAUGGCAUUCAGCACUUUCAGCAAAUUAACAAAUGGUAUCAAUCAAAAAAAAUUGCUGCAACAACUUCUGGGGCAUAAUUGAUCAUGGGAAUUGACUUAUUAAAGCCGUACCAUAAUGUUUUAAACCCUUAAUCACCAUAAUAGUUUUAAUCAAUGAUCUAUUGAUCAAAUGGUCAUUUUUUAAUAAUUAUGUGCUCAUAAGUAGAGCAAUUUGACACACAGUGCUGAGCUACAUCUUAAAUUUUUAUAAUCUGGUAUACCUGCUAUCUCCCUCUUAAAAUCAAUCUAAUGUAUUAAAAAUCAUAUCAGCUAUACAUUACUGCUGACUGUUUUUCAAAGCAUGCUGUAAAGUUCUAGAUAGUUAAGUGUUUCAAACCUUACAGAAACUUUUGGUCACCAUUUAUUUAACAGUGUUUCACAAAAUCAACUUUCAGAGAUUUUAAACUUGCUUGAGGUAGCUAAUUCACCACAGAGAACAUUGUGUCUGUCGUCAGUGUUUACUUAUAAUUGUGGUAAUGCAGUUCACACCGACAAAGAAUCCAACAGAGAAAUCUGCAUGGCUGAAGCUCUAAACAGAUCUGUAGGUAGCUGUGUUUGUCAGACAUAAUGUCAUUAGUAGAGGAAUUUCAACGCUGUUUGAUAUCAUUUAGAAACUGUGUCCCAUUACACCAGAGAGCACUGACCAUUUUAUUUUUACACUGUAAAGUGUUCUGACCAUUGCUUGUGUUCAAUCUGUUCAAACAUUGCGUUGGCAUUGUUCUUACAAAUCCGUCGUUACAAAUAAUGCCUCCUUGACAAUAAAAGCGGUCACGAUGAUCAUGUGAAUAGGAAUCAAUGGCUGCCUGAACAAUAGAAAGAUCCAUGGGUGUAAAAAUAAGAGACUUUGGUCUGGGCCUUUAAAAGCAGCUGUGGCAGCAGCUGUGCACACAUGUUGCCAGAGUUUGGAGGUUUGGUUGAGCAGGUGUAGAAUGGGACUCCACUCAGCCUCUGGCCACAGCUCAGCCGGCUCGGGUCGUCAAAAUGCUUCUAUCCUGCCUUAAUAUCUAUGCAUGACAAGAGUUGAGUAUUGUUGUACAACUCUGGCUUUAUUUUUGUCCGAGCAGCAUCUCCAUCGAUAUUGUUUCUGACCAUUCUAAGUGUUCAUGUUGCCAUGCGGAUACAUUUGUGAAUCAGUUCACUUAUGAUUAUUUUCUUGUAUUGUAGUCAUCUGAAGGUGUGUUAUGUGGGUUUUUUCUGUCCAUGCAGUUCAUUCAGCAAACAUCACCAUCAAUCAUCAUUAGAUAGAUUUCAUGGAAAGGGACAUUUUCAUUAGAGACAGCCUAGAAAUACUAUUUUGUAAUUCAACCUCAAAGAAUGAUAUAAAGGGAAGUAAUGAUUUAGAACUGAAAUCAUGAGUCCAGUUUCAGUUGUGGAAGCAGAGUUUAGUAGAUAAAUAGGUCCAUCAGAAACUUUACUUUUAUUGUAGCCCUCCAUCAGUAACAUGUAGUCACUAACAGAUUGGCUUGUAUGAAGAGAAUCUGGACUUUAACUUGGAUGAUUGGCACCCCUGAAUGUGUGUGUGUGUCAUCUGAACACAGCUGAAGGCCAAAGUGUAAUCCCUGUUCUGUAAAAUCACACUAAAGCUUGUACAAAAAGUGUUCAAGCUUCUAUUAGGCUAAUCUCAAGUAUAUAUAGAGGCAAUUAAUCAUACAGAUGGGGAAAACAGCACACACUUUGAGUCUCUACCGACAGUUUAUUCCGGUUUUAAUUCGUACCACUCAGUUGUCUCUACUCACCACUUUUCACCUUCUAACUGUUGUUGAAGCCACAUUCUCUGAUUCCCUUCUAAAACAAGCCCCCAAACAUUGAAUUACAGAAUCAGUGACUUUACCUUUAACAAACCACAACCAUGAAAAAUCUGAAGGCAAGGUUUUUUUUGAGCACUGUGUUGGCAGAUUGUCAUUGUUUCCAGGUUUUAGUUUGACUUGUGUGUGAAUGGAAAUAUUAAGGAUUAUUUAUCCAUAACCUCUUAAACAAGUGGUUGACUUGCACUAAUUUAAAAAGUCAUGGGUUUGUAAAGAUUAAAAACCUCAAAAUGUGGCAUGUUUUAUUUGAUGUUAUGCAAAAUCUAAUGUCUGAGUAAUAGUCUGAGUUUUGUUUUAUUGCAGUAUGUGUGAUAAUUGUAAAUACUUUGUGUACAAUUUGAGAUGGUAUAUUUACUACACUGUAAAUACAUGUGAUAUUGUAUCAUUUUGUUUUUGUAAAGCAGUUAGUUUCUGUAUAAUAUACAAAUUGAACUAUUCCAGUGUUAGUAAUAAAAUGUUUUGCUCUCCAUAA